This is a messenger RNA of Camelina sativa (false flax), 972 nucleotides long. Its product is annotated as F-box protein At5g52880. The record is from RefSeq and is a predicted model, not a curated record. Lineage: Eukaryota; Viridiplantae; Streptophyta; Magnoliopsida; Brassicales; Brassicaceae. Gene Ontology annotation, molecular function: protein binding.
GUAAGACGAUGAUGAUGAUCAAUGAUUGUAUGAACCCAGAAAAAGAGAAAUGAAGAGAUACGAAAAUCUAAAGGUAGGAGAAGCCCUGUCCAAAAACAAUCUAUACCCAUUUGCUUGCAAUGAACUCAGCUCCGUUUUGAGUCUUGCGUACUCUCGAUUACCCAAAGAUGUCAAAGCUUUGAUCUUUCGAGAUACCCUCUCCGCUUUUCGUCUUCUUCCUGACGUGAACACAUCAGCUGCUGUUUCAGCUGCUAACCUUCUCCUGAAGAGCGUGGAAGCCGUGCUGCCCAAACAGAAGAAGAACUUAGCUAUUGUAGAAUUCAAGCAGGCUAAAGUAGCACUGAAGAGACGCAGUAAGAGCCCUGAGGAAGAUUUAUAUAUACCUUCACUUCCACAAGAUGUCCUUAUUCACAUCUUCAGUUUCCUCGAUAUAUCAUCCUUACUUUCCUCAGCUCAAGUGUCUCGCUCAUGGAACCAAGCUACGCAUGAUGACUCUCUGUGGCAAUCAUUAUUUGAAGUUCACUUCUAUCACAAACGUGUGAUUCGUAUUCAUUCCAGUAUUGAUUGGAGAGAAGCCUUUAAGAAAGCAUAUAUCGCGGCUAAUUCAUCGAAGGCGUUAAGAUCUGGCCGGGGAUACUGCAGUUACUGUGAUUCUAUUGUUUGGCACGACAACUUAAGAUGUCCGGACAAACAAUGUCAGUUGAAAUCAGGCAACAAGCCGGUCGACCUCAUAUCAACUCACCAAGUUGUCAACUAUUUACUGGGGGUAGCGAGUUCUUCUGAUGAAAGUGAAUCAGAUGAUGAAGCCGUUCCUGGACUAUGGUCUUAUCCUGCACUACACUGAUUUCGUAGCUUAACCAAAACGUCCUUUCAAUGUAAACUUUGUUACUCAUAUCAAUGUAAACUUUGUUACUCAUAUAUACACAUUCAUAUUCAAUUGUUGUGUACAGAGAAAAGUUCGUCUUCAUCUAA